This is a messenger RNA of Ilyonectria robusta, 965 nucleotides long. RefSeq lists its product as uncharacterized. Bases 96 to 602 code for a protein of 168 amino acids. The record is from RefSeq and is a predicted model, not a curated record. The transcript has a single exon. Lineage: Eukaryota; Fungi; Ascomycota; Sordariomycetes; Hypocreales; Nectriaceae.
GGGGCAGAAGGUGCGCAGAGCUUCUUCCCGGGCGUCGUCAAAGGUGGACGUGGGAAUGGCAACGGGCGAAGGCGGGAGAGGGAGGAAAAGAGAGGAUGGAGAUGGGUAGAGACGGAGACGCUCGACAGGUUGAGAGGGAAUUUCACCGAGUUGAGGUAAGAGAUGCUCUCCAGCCAGCUUUUUUUUUUGGGGCUCGUCGGUACGUAUCAUCCCGUCGCGAGGUACAUCGCUGCACUGCCGGAGUCCGCUUGAGGACCAGGUACCUGGGAGAAAGAGACACCGAGCAAACCUCCGCUAGCGGCUCAGCGCCCGGUGCAGCUUUAUGCCUCUGCCCCCCGCCCUGGACCACUUACUCGUGGGCUCCCAGAUGCUCCCUGUGGGUGUCCUGUUGGUGCCCUGAAGUGCCUCAUCUUGGGGCCCGUUUGGGGGUGCCAGGCGCGAAAAGCCCGCUAAUCACGACCAGGGGACCACCCACACUGGCACGCGUCGAACACGCUGCACUUUGUACAGUAGUUACAGAGGUGACCCAUUCAACCAGUCUGUUGGGGGGAAUAUUGGGGGGCGUGACGGGACAUUUCCCCACCAACAACGGCCACCGGUGAACGGAUUUGGACCCGCGAGCAAUAUGCCAUAAAGAUAAAGAGACAGCAAUAGCCAGUCUUACAAGUGUCGUCUCUGAUCGAAUCGAAUCCUCAAGGCGCAUUGGCUUCGGUCGAGCGUCAAUGACCCUCCAGGCGUUGACGGAGAAAGAAGACUCCGACCCGACCGAGAGAGCUUCUCCUGGCUCCCCACCACGCUUAAUCACACACACUACACAUCCAUUAAGGGAAAAGGCGCUGACUAACUAAAAAUCCCGCCCGACUCAACACUCACGAUAGCAAAAAAUCGCUCCGUCUACAGCAUUGGAAGAGGCGGCGUGUUAUGGUUGUCCGAUUUUUAGCCUAUAAGUGCUUAGGCAUUAGAUA